Molecule: messenger RNA, 2433 nt
Organism: Lathyrus sativus (Indian pea)
Lineage: Eukaryota; Viridiplantae; Streptophyta; Magnoliopsida; Fabales; Fabaceae
Source: the annotation of a GenBank genome assembly
AUGCUAUUCCAUUCCCAUCUUCUCCAUAAACUCAAACACAAAUUCACCAAUAACACUCUCUUUUCUUUUUCAUUUUCUUCAUCUUCAAACAUUCAACAAACUCACCCAAAUCUUCUUCAACUCUGCACUCAUUCCCACACCCUUUCACACACAAAGCAACUCCAUGCCUUUGCCAUCCUCCACUCUUUCCUCCCUCACAGUGUCUCCAUCUCCGCUUCUCUCAUUCUACAAUACGCUACCUUUGGACACCCAAAAAGUUCCCUUUUUCUCUUCCAAAAAGCUGUUUCAUUUUCCCGCUCUGCUUUCUUGUGGAACACCCUCAUCCGUGCUUAUUCCAUUGCUGGUGUUUUUGAUGGGUUUAGUAUUUAUAACACCAUGGUUCGUUCUGGUGUUAAGCCUGAUGAUCAUACCUACCCUUUUGUUUUAAAGGGUUGUUCUGAUUAUUUGGAGAUUGAUAAGGGUAGGGAGGUUCAUGGGGUUGUGUUUAAGUUUGGUUUUGAUAAGGAUGUUUUUGUUGGAAAUACCCUUUUGAUGUUGUAUGGUAAUUAUGGUUUUCUUGUUGAUGCGAUGAAGGUGUUCGAUGAAAUGUUUGAAAGGGAUAAGGUUUCUUGGAAUACUGUUAUUGGUUUAUGUUCUGUUCAGGGUUUUUAUGAGGAGUCACUUGGUUUUUUUAAAGAGAUGGUUGGUUCUGCUCCGGUUAUUAGACCGGAUUUGGUUACUGUUGUUAGUGUGUUGCCGGUGUGCGCGGACAGUGAGAAUGUGGUUAUGGCGAGAAUUGUGCACGGGUAUGCUUUGAAGGUUGGUUUGUUUAGUCAUGUUAAAGUUGGAAAUGCAUUUGUUGAUGUUUAUGGGAAAUGUGGGAGUGAGGAGGCUUCUAAGAAAGUUUUUGAUGGGAUGGAUGAGAGAAAUGAGGUUUCGUGGAAUGCUAUUAUUACUAGUUUUUCUUUUAGGGGAUGCUAUAUGGAUGCUUUGGAUGCGUUUAGGUUGAUGAUUGAUGCAGGAAUGAGACCAAACCCUGUCACCAUUUCUAGUAUGCUACCUGUAUUAGGAGAAUUAGGACUUUUUAAGAUGGGAAUGGAAGUCCAUGGGUUUAGUUUAAGGAUGAGUAUUGAGUCUGAUAUUUUUAUUGGCAACUCUUUGAUAGAUAUGUAUGCGAAAUCGGGAUUGUCGCGCACAGCGUCUACUAUAUUUAACACAAUGGAAGAGAGAAAUAUUGUGUCAUGGAAUGCUAUGGUUGCAAGUUUUGCUCAGAAUAGACACCAUUUUGCAGCUGUAGAAUUAGUGAGGCAAAUGCAAGCUCAUGGAGAAAACCCCAACAACGUGACCUUCACAAAUGUUCUUCCAGCAUGUGCAAGAUUAGGUUUCCUGAAUGUUGGAAAAGAAAUUCACGCCAGGAUAAUUCGAAUUGGAUGCGCCUUUGAUUUGUUUGUCUCCAAUGCUCUGACAGACAUGUAUUCGAAAUGCGGACGUUUAAGUCUUGCUCGAAAUGUUUUCAAUAAUUCUAUCAAGGAUAAAAUUUCUUACAAUAUACUAAUUUUAGGCUAUUCUCAAACAACUAACAGCUCAGAGUCUCUAAAUUUGUUUUCAGAAAUGAGACUCUCUGGCAUGAUGCCCGAUAUUGUUUCGUUCAUCGGUAUCAUAUCAGCUUGUGCAAAUCUUGCUUUAAUAAAGCAAGGUAAGGGGAUUCAUGGGCAUCUGGUAAGAAAGCUUUUCCAUACUCAUCUUUUUGCAGCAAAUUCCCUUUUGGAUUUGUAUACCAAGUGCGGCCGAAUCGAUCUUGCAACUAAAAUCUUUGACCGUAUUCAACACAAGGAUGUCGCCUCAUGGAAUACUAUGAUUUUGGGAUAUGGUAUGCUUGGUGAACUGGACACUGCAAUCAACCUUUUUGAAGCAAUGAAGGACAAUGGUGUGGAAUACGAUUCAGUUUCCUUUAUUGCUGUUUUAUCAGCAUGUAGUCAUGGAGGUCUAAUUGAGAAAGGGAAUAAAUACUUUAAGAAAAUGAAGGAUCAUAAUAUUGAGCCAACACAUAUGCACUAUGCUUGUAUGGUCGAUAGUCUUGGAAGAGCGGGACAAAUUGAAGAAGCUGCAAACCUUAUUAGAAACAUAUCUUUUGAACCUGAUGCUAACAUAUGGGGUGCAUUGCUUGGAGCUUGCAGGACUUAUGGAAAUGUUGAAUUGGGGCAUUGGGCUGCUGAGCAUUUGUUUAAGUUGAGGCCUGACCAUUGUGGUUACUAUAUUUUGCUUUCAAAUAUGUAUGCUGAAGCUGGAAGAUGGGAUGAGGCAAAUAAGGUAAGGGAAUUGAUGAAGUCAAGGGGAGCUAAGAAAAAUCCUGGUUGUAGUUGGGUUCAAGUUGGAGACCAGGUGCAUGCUUUUGUAGUUGGUGAGAAAAUAGAGAGCUUAGAUACUGAAUUUUGGAUAUCAGAAAGUGGUUGA